AAUUAAAACCUCUGUUGCAGUCUCCCUUCAGUUCCGUUGAAUAACAAAAGUCUCUCUCUCUCUCUCUCUCUCUCUCUCUCUCUCUCAUGUUCCGUCGUGGGUUGGGUGGCUCUGUCCGUUUCCCCUAAAAAAUGUGGCGCACACACACAGUUUCAAAGCUUUUCUCUUCCCUUUCUCUCUCGUGAAUUAUUUCCACACUUUUCCCAAUUCCACAAAUUUUAAGAAAAAUAAAAAGAAAAAUCUCCUUCAUUCUAUAAAAAAAUCUGUUCCAGGAAAAAAAAAAGGAUAAAUUAUUUUUCUCAUUCUGAUAAAUAAAUAUAAAUAUUGUUCUCCCUAACUCUCUUCCUCUCUUUCCUUCUCUUUUUGUGCGUGUCAUAACAAAAGAGGAAGGGGCACAAAGGAGAAAUCCAAUCACCUAUCAUCUAAUCGUUACAGUGAAGGAAAAAAUAAAACUGAGAGAAUGAAUGGUGUCACCCACCUUGAACCAGAACCAGACGAUCCUUCUGAGUUUGUUGAAGUUGAUCCAACUGGAAGAUACGGAAGAUACAAUGAAAUCCUCGGCAAAGGAGCUUCAAAGACAGUAUAUAGAGCAUUUGAUGAGUAUCAAGGGAUUGAAGUUGCUUGGAACCAGGUCAAGCUUUAUGAUUUCCUGCAAAGUCCUGAAGAUCUUGAGAGGCUUUACUGUGAAAUUCAUCUCUUGAAGACAUUGAAGCACAAGAACAUUAUGAAAUUCUACACAUCUUGGGUAGACACUGCCAAUAGGAACAUCAAUUUUGUCACUGAAUUGUUCACUUCUGGUACUCUCAGACAGUAUAGACUAAAGCACAAGAGAGUGCAUAUCAGAGCAGUGAAGCAUUGGUGCAGACAGAUCUUGAGAGGGCUUCUCUAUCUUCAUAGCCAUGAUCCACCUGUGAUCCAUAGAGAUCUCAAAUGUGACAAUAUUUUUAUCAAUGGAAACCAAGGGGAGGUGAAGAUUGGAGAUCUUGGCCUGGCUGCGAUUCUCCGGAAAUCUCAUGCUGCUCAUUGUGUAGGAACGCCCGAGUUCAUGGCCCCUGAAGUUUACGAAGAGGCAUAUAAUGAAUUGGUCGACAUAUAUUCAUUUGGUAUGUGCAUAUUAGAGAUGGUUACCUUUGAAUAUCCUUAUAGUGAAUGCACUCAUCCAGCGCAAAUCUACAAGAAAGUUAUUUCCGGUAAAAAGCCGGAUGCUUUGUACAAAGUGAAGGAUCCAGAAGUGCGAGAAUUUGUUGAGAAAUGCUUGGCAACUGUUUCUUUAAGGCUAUCUGCAAGGGAGCUUCUAGAUGACCCGUUUCUUCGAGUUGAUGAUUAUGAUUAUGAUUUGAGACCUGUAGACGGUGGGGAAUUGGAUGACUUAGGCCCUCUCAUUAGGCAGCCACUAUUUGAUCUUCAUCGAAGCUAUAGCAACAUUAGUAACGAAUACUCGAAUGGUUUUGGGUAUGAAGGAGACUGGUCAUCGCAUCCAGCUGAGAUUGAACCUAAUGGAAUAGAACUUUUUGAGUACCAUGACGAUGAUGAUGAAGAAACGUCUGAAGAUGUUGACAUAAGCAUCAAGGGCAAGAGGAAAGAUGAUGGUGGCAUAUUUUUGAGACUCAGAAUCGCAGAUAAAGAAGGCCGUAUUCGAAAUAUUUAUUUCCCAUUCGACAUUGAGAUGGACACAGCAAUUAGUGUGGCAGCAGAAAUGGUCGCAGAGCUUGACAUUACCGACCAGGAUGUUACCAGAAUAGCUGAUAUGAUAGAUGGCGAAAUUGCUUCUUUGGUACCUGAUUGGAGGCGUGGACCAGGAAUCGAUGAAUCUCCCCGAUUUUCCAAUCAGGGUUUAUGUCACAAUUGUGUCUCGAAUCAUACCUCCAGCGGAUCGCUUCUGGAUUUCAUUUCGCAGAAUCCGGGCAGCAAAAACCCCAAACUUGGCGAGUGUUGUAGGCGUGGAUGUACUUCAAUGCAUGGACGAUUCGAGGAGAUCACUUUCGAAUCUGAGGAUUACGACAAUCAUGUUAGAGAGAAUGUACCCAACAUAUCAAGCCAGUCACACAGCUUACAGUACCAGGGUUUAUGGAAUCAGCACGAAAGCCGCGAACUCAGUCCGGUAGCGUCCGAUCAAAGCCAUUCUGACGAACAAUACGAACAACUAGACAAAUCAAUAGCUGCUGAAGAUAAAGGGCAGGAUCAUUGGGAAACCAAGUUUGCCUCCAAUGCUGGAAGCUCUCUGCGUAAUUUAUCAGGAACCCACGAUUUCUCUACUAUUCGAUCGUUAUGUUGUGACCUAGAGGGUGACUACGAGGAAGAGAUCCAAAAGGAGCUGAGAUGGCUCAAAGCGAAAUACCAAAUGGAGUUAAGGGAACUCAAAGAUCAACACCUUGGCCUAAUGCCUAAAUCUUCUUCUUCCAACAGCAAUGACAAAGAGGAAAACAAAACUGAACACCAACUUGUUAUGCCGCUGCAUUUGCUGACAAAAACUUUGAAAGCAAGCAACAAUAACAAUGUGAUUCAUUUGAAACCCUUUACCAAUAACUUGAACUGUGAUGCCACUACUAACCAUCCUCCUCACUGCAACAAUAGCAUCCCCGAUCUGGAUGCCCAAAGGGCCCAGAAUCGCGAGGCGAUGGAAUCACUUAGUGAAGAAGAAGGUAUGGUUAAUGCUAAGAACUUUUUUUCUGGUACAUUGCUUCCUCACUCGCUUCAUAGAACAGUUUCCCUUCCGGUUGAUGCUGUUGAUGUAUAAUUUUCUUGAGGCACUUAUUGGAUUCUUUUGUAGAUUAUAAAAUAUAUAGAGGCUAUCCUGAUUUCUACUA
Molecule: messenger RNA, 2807 nt
Organism: Arachis duranensis
Lineage: Eukaryota; Viridiplantae; Streptophyta; Magnoliopsida; Fabales; Fabaceae
Product: probable serine/threonine-protein kinase WNK9
Exons: 7
Coding region: 461-2737 (758 amino acids)
Biological process (GO): protein phosphorylation; intracellular signal transduction
Cellular component (GO): cytoplasm
Molecular function (GO): protein serine/threonine kinase activity; ATP binding
Source: RefSeq, a predicted model, not a curated record